Molecule: messenger RNA, 4803 nt
Organism: Galleria mellonella (greater wax moth)
Lineage: Eukaryota; Metazoa; Arthropoda; Insecta; Lepidoptera; Pyralidae
Gene: Taf2
Product: transcription initiation factor TFIID subunit 2
Exons: 19
Coding region: 214-3825 (1203 amino acids)
Biological process (GO): transcription initiation at RNA polymerase II promoter
Cellular component (GO): transcription factor TFIID complex
Molecular function (GO): transcription cis-regulatory region binding; zinc ion binding; RNA polymerase II general transcription initiation factor activity
Source: RefSeq, a predicted model, not a curated record
CAUCGCUAAUUUAGUUCGUGGUUACUACUAUUUUGCUUACUGUUUGUAGUUUUCCAACUAUUGCUCUAUUUUCAUUCUUUCAAUCUCAUUUACUGUGCGGGUUUUCAUUUUUUAGAAAUUACAAUGAGACUACUUAAAUAAUUUAUUAAAACUUGUAAAUUGCCACAGUAAUAAUUGUAAAAUGUUUAAUAAUUGUUAACCUAACCUUUCAAGAUGAAGAAAGAACGCACCGGUGAUAAUUGUCGACCAUUUAAAUUAGCUCACCAAAUUUUGAGUCUGACUGGAAUUAGUUUUGAGAGAAGAAGUAUUAUCGGCUUCGUGGAGUUAACUAUAGUACCCCUAAAAGACAACUUGAGGUACAUUCGCCUCAAUGCUAAACAGUGCCGUAUAUAUCGUGUUUGUUUGAAUGAUCAAUAUGAUGCUAAUUUCCAGUAUUUUGACCCAUUUUUGGAUAUAUGUCAAACUGAUCCCAAUACGAGGUCCUUGGAAGUAUUCUCUCAGUACCAUCUGGCUGCGGCCCAGAAGAUAGACCCAGACCAUAACUCUGGUGAACUUCAUGUACAAAUCCCAGAAGAUGCUGCUCACUUGAUUGGAGAAGGGAGAGGUCUUAGAAUUGGAAUUGAAUUUUCAUUGGAGUCACCCCAGGGGGGGAUGCAUUUUGUUGUACCUGAGGGAGAAGGAACUUUGGUGGAGAAAUCAGCACAUAUGUUUACCUAUGGACAUUCUGCACGUCUAUGGUUUCCAUGUGUUGACAGUUAUGCAGAGCCUUGCACAUGGAAACUGGAGUUCACAGUAGAUGAAACUUUAACAGCUGUAUCAUGUGGAGAGUUGGUUGAUGUGGUAUACACACCAGAUCAUAGGCGGAAAACAUUUCAUUAUGUUGUGAACACACCAGCUUGUGCACCUAAUAUAGCAUUGGCUAUUGGACCGUUUGAAGCUUAUGUAGACCCAUUCAUGAAUGAAUUUACACAUUACUGUUUGCCAAAUUUAAUGCAAAUAUUGAAAAACACAGUAAGAACUUUACACGAGGCAGUUGGGUUCUAUGAAGAGACAUUGUCUACUAGGUAUCCAUACCCUUGCUACAAACAAGUGUUUGUUGAUGAAACAGAAGACGACGCAACAGCUUAUACUACGAUGUCAAUAAUGAGCACACAUUUACUUCAUUCUAUAGCUAUUAUUGACCAGGGCUACAUAAGCCGCAAAGCUAUGGCACAGGCAGUGGCCGAACAAUUUUUCGGCUGUUUCAUCACUAUGCAGAACUGGUCUGAUCUGUGGUUAGCAAAGGGUAUACCUGAUUACUUGUGUGCCUUGUAUGCGAAAAAGUGUUUUGGUAAUAAUGAGUACAGGUAUUGGAUACAUCAAGAGUUACAAGAGGUAGUAAGUUAUGAGGAACAAUAUGGCGGAAUAGUUCUAGAUCCAUGGCAGCCGCCUGCUACAGGAGCACGUGCAGAUACAAAGGACUUUUAUUUUCCUGUACGCAAUGUGCAUACCAUGUCACCGAGAUAUAUGGAGGUGAUGCGCAAAAAAUCACAUCUAGUACUUCGGAUGUUGGAACAGCGUAUUGGUCAGGAGUUGCUCCUGCAAGUAUUCAACAAGCAGCUCUCGCUGGCCACGCAGGCUGCCAACACGAAGAUCGGCAGUCGGCUGUGGGGACAGUUGUUACUGUCCACAAACUCAUUUGUGAAGGCGAUAUUCACUGUGACGGGCAAACACAUGGCCGUGUUCGUUGAUCAGUGGGUGCGCACCGGCGGCCAUGCUAAAUUUCAGUUGACAUCUGUUUUCAAUAGAAAAAGGAACACAGUGGAACUGGAAAUCCGUCAAGAUUGCGUCCACGAACGGGGCAUUAGGAAGUACGUCGGUCCCUUGCUGGUCCAGUUGCAGGAAUUGGACGGCACGUUCAAGCACACGUUGCAGAUUGAAAACACGGUGGUGAAAGCGGACAUUACCUGCCACAGUAAGAGUAGGCGGAACAAGAAAAAGAAGAUUCCGUUGUGUACGGGAGAAGAGGUCGAUAUGGAUCUGUCGGCCAUGGAUGAUUCCCCCGUCCUAUGGAUACGACUUGAUCCCGAGAUGUCACUCCUGCGAAGUACGGUGAUAUCGCAGCCGGACUACCAGUGGCAGUACCAGUUGCGUCACGAGCGUGACGUCACUGCACAAAGCGAAGCUAUAGAUGCGUUGCACAACUACCCAGAGUCAGCUACAAGGAAGGCCCUCACUGAUACCAUAGAGAAUGAACAGACAUAUUACAAGAUACGGUGUAGGGCGGCACAUUGUUUGACCAAGGUAGCUAAUGCUAUGAUCAGUACAUGGGCGGGCCCGCCGGCCAUGUUGACGAUAUUCCGCAAGAUGUUUGGUUCGUUUUCCGCACCACAUAUCAUCAAGCAGAACAAUUUCGACAAUUUGCAGCACUACUUCUUGCAGAAGACCAUCCCUGUCGCUAUGGCUGGUCUACGCAAUAUUCACGGCAUUUGUCCACCCGAAGUUGUGAGAUUUUUACUCGAUCUCUUUAAAUACAAUGAUAAUUCCAAAAACCAUUUCUCCGACAACUAUUACAAAGCGGCGCUGGUCGACGCUCUUGCAGCAACCAUUACGCCAGUUAUAUCUGUAUUACAGCCGGGGGCACCAAUAACAGCGGAUUCGCUAUCAGCUGAUACCCGGCUAGUAUUAGAAGAGAUUACACGAGUAUUAAAUUUGGAAAAAGUACUACCGUGCUAUAAGAACACGGUUACCGUCAGCUGCUUACGUGCGAUAAGGCGACUGCAACAAUGCGGACAUCUGCCAAGCAUUCCCACCAUAUUCAGAGCGUAUGCACAAUAUGGACAAUAUAUUGAUGUCAGGAUCGCCGCUUUCGAGUGCUUGGUAGACUUCGUCCGGGUGGAUGGCAAGCCGGAGGACCUGUCAUACUUACUGACGGCCGUGGAGGGCGACCCGGACCCGGCCGUCCGGCAUGGGUUAGCGCGACUGCUCAUAAGCAAUCCGCCGUUUGAACGCGCCCAGAGGCACCGACUCGACACCGAAGCCGUUGUUCAUAGAUUAUGGAACAACAUAAACAGCCAUUUGUCAAACGACGCGCGACUACGUUGCGACCUUGUGGAUCUCUAUUACACAUUAUAUGGUCCAAAGAGGCCGAUAUGUGUACCAUUGCCAGAGAUUCAGGCCAUGAUGAAACAGAUGCACCAUAAGGAACGCGAGAGACUUGAACGGGAAAGGGAGAGGGAGAAAGAAAAAGAGAGACAGAAAGAGUUGGAAGUGAAACCUGUUAUAAAAAAAGAGAUUGAAGAUGUGAAAUAUAGUACAGAAAUUGGGCCACUUCAGGAAUCAGGGUCGUUCGUGCCGCCACUAUCGGAGCCUGAGCGCAUAGGCAACAUAUUGCCAGUCCCGAUCUCCAGCAUUAAAGAGGAGGACGUGAAGGUGGAUGUAACUACCGUUCAUGAUAUGCCCGGAGCUGUUUUCAAUGAUGCUGCAAAGAGGGAGUUCACAUCAGAUAAUGCUGUCCCAUUGCCUGGUAUUCCGGGCUCUUCUGGUCCAAUUGGUUUUGAACCGGGAAUGUUUAGCCACGAUAGGGAUGACAUGGGCGCACCUAAGGCAAAGAAGAAGAAAAAGGAUAAGAAGAAGCAUAAGCACAAACACAAACAUAAGCACAGCAGCAAGGACAAGUCGUCCAAAGACAAGGAGCAUAAAGACCGUUCAUUACCACCCCGGCCGCCGUCCAGUACAGAACACCUUAAAAUCAAAGAGGAAACACGGGAAACACUCAGUUCGUUCAGCUCAAGUCAAAGCCCCUCAGAAGACAUUUCGUCGAUGCCUAGCAAUAUGAGCUUUUGAGAUGAGAACGGACAGAGCAUUUAGUUAAGAGUGAUUUUUUAAAAGUGUAAAUAUACAUAAAACAUUUUCUUACUUUGCUAAUGGGUUAAAUGCUGAUGAAUAAUAAUUAAAUAUUAUUUAAAACAAGCUUCGCUGCAAAUUAUAUAAUUGAAUCGGUAGAAUCGAUUCAUAAUAACCGAUUGUCAAGUAAUUUCAGAGUUACAGAUCUCUGUAUCAGUAUCCAUCUAUGCAUACUGAAAUUAUCACCAGGUUACCAUAAACAGUAUUUGAUUUUGUCGACUAGUGACUAAUAUUUGAUUUGCCAAAAAUCAUAGAGCAUACUUAAAUUCAUCGUGUACAUCAGUGUUAGGAACAAACCCUUCAUUCAUCAAUCAAUCAAUCAUCAAUCAAUCAAUCAAUCAUAGCCCAUGGUGUGGCUGUUUUGUGGUCUAUAAUAGGUAAACCACUAGGUAGCGACACUCUCCUUGACUAUUAUGUAGUCUUAUAUCCACUAUUAUUAAUAGGUAACGUGAUAGUGUCUUGUCCUAUAGAAUUUAUUUAAUAAAAAAAAAAAAAAACAUUUUUAGUGCUGCUUUUUAUAUUGGAAUUCUAUUCAAAAUCUGUCGUUUAUUGUGAUAUAUAAUUAUUUUAGAUUGUGAUAAUUAAACUAUUGUAUAUUGUGCAAGUGUGAUGACGUUGCCGUUGCUUAUUAUUGUAGCGACGAUUUUAAUGAUCUUUUGUUUAAUGAUUCUUUAUGCUUUGUGAAUAUUAAAUAUGUCUUCAUUUAAUAUGGACAAAGCACAAAGAAUCGAGAAUCAUUUAAAGAGACUGUUCAGUUAAGUGAAAUGUUAGAGCCAAGCAUUUAAUUAGGGCGUUGGCAUAUCAACUAAUAGAAUAAGUAUUAGGUAUAAGAAAAUAAGUAUUUUUGUAAUUGUUUAUUAUUAGGUGACAGAAUAUUCUAGAAUUCAUUUAAAAUAAAUGCAGGUCGUUAAUAUAAAA